CUCUUCCUCCUCCACGACCGAAGAUACCAACUUGUGCGCUAUUCACGCCAAACGUGUCACCAUCAUGCCCAAGGACAUCCAGCUGGCCCGCCGUAUCCGCGAAGCACCCAGGCCUAGCGUGGGCACCUGGCUGCUGGCUGGGGCCCAGCGUGGGGACCUGGCUGCUGAUGGGGGCCCAGCGUGGGAACCUGGCUUUCGGCAGGGUUCCUAUCAGGAUACGGAGGCCAGUCAACUCCU
Messenger RNA from Ostertagia ostertagi, 237 nucleotides. NCBI's taxonomy places the organism in Eukaryota, Metazoa, Nematoda, Chromadorea, Rhabditida, Trichostrongylidae. The record is from the annotation of a GenBank genome assembly.